Messenger RNA from Nicrophorus vespilloides, 411 nucleotides. Its product is annotated as larval cuticle protein A2B-like. Lineage: Eukaryota; Metazoa; Arthropoda; Insecta; Coleoptera; Silphidae. Gene Ontology annotation, cellular component: extracellular matrix. The transcript has 2 exons. The record is from RefSeq and is a predicted model, not a curated record. Bases 1 to 411 code for a protein of 136 amino acids.
AUGGCAUUCAAGUUCGUAGCUUUCACCGCCCUUUUGGCCGUCGCCAAUGCAGGAAUCAUCGCUUCGCCGUACGCUGCCGCCGCCCCAUUGGCUUAUCCAGCUCAAGUAGCUUAUUCGAGCCCUCUGGUAACUAAAGUAGCUGAGCAAUACGAUCCUCAUCCACAAUACCAGUUCGGUUAUGGAGUCAACGAUCAUUUGACCGGUGACAACAAGCAGCAGCAGGAGACACGCGACGGAGAUGUCGUCCAAGGUAGCUACUCUCUCAUCGAUGCUGACGGUUUCAAGAGGAUAGUUGAAUACACCGCCGAUCCAAUCCACGGCUUCAACGCUGUCGUCCACCGAGUACCUUUGGUAGCUAAAGUAGCUGCGCCGGUAGCUUACGCCGCCCCAGCUCAAUACUACCACCACUAA